Messenger RNA from Fulvia fulva, 2196 nucleotides. RefSeq lists its product as uncharacterized. Gene Ontology annotation, molecular function: fatty acid synthase activity. The record is from RefSeq and is a predicted model, not a curated record. The transcript is spliced from 2 exons. NCBI's taxonomy places the organism in Eukaryota, Fungi, Ascomycota, Dothideomycetes, Mycosphaerellales, Mycosphaerellaceae. Gene Ontology annotation, biological process: fatty acid biosynthetic process; secondary metabolite biosynthetic process. Bases 1 to 2196 code for a protein of 731 amino acids.
AUGGGUGCAGAGUUGAUCGAAAAGUCAGCAACUGCCCGCUCCAUCAUUGCAGGUCUCCAAGCACACCUCGAUGAGCUUCCACAAGACUUGCGUCCAGACUGGUCUCUGGAGAAGGAUAUUUGUGCCGCAGCUGCGAAAUCUCAGGUAACCAAGGGCAAAUUCUCUUCGCUCUCGACUGCCGUACAGCUCAUGCUCGUCGAUCUGUUGAAGCUUGCAGGUGUCGAGUUCGACUGCAUCGUCGGUCACUCAUCAGGAGAAAUGGCAGCAGCCUACGCAGCCGGAUAUCUCUUGGCUCGGGACGUCAUCUGCGUAGCCUACUUCCAUGGCUUCUUUGUCGACAAGAUGGCUAGCCCCAACGGCGGUGGGAUCCCGGGAGCCAUGAUCGCGGCUGGCAUGUCGUACGAAGAUGCGAUGGAUUUAUGUGCGGAUAAGACUCUCAAAGGUUGCGUGUGCGUUGCAGCAGUCGUCAACUCUUCCUCGAGUGUGACCAUCUCCGGAGACGAAGAUGCGAUCGAUGAAGUCAAGAUCAUACUCGACGAUGAGAACCGCUUCAACCGCAAGCUGCGUGUCGACAAGGCGUACCAUUUCAACCACUUAUACCACUGUGCUGGCCCGUACGUCGAGGCUAUGCGAAGCGUAGGCUGCAAAGCUGUUGAGCCGCCAGCAGGAGCGCCUCUCUGGAUCCCGAGUGUGUACACCGAGCCAAUGUCCUUGAAGAUGGCGAUUAGCGAUGAAUACUGGGCAGAAAACAUGGUCAAGCCGGUCUUGUUCCACCAAGGUCUCAAGCUCGCUCUCGAAGCUGGAGAGUAUGAUCUUGCCCUCGAGGUCGGACCUCACCCAGCAUUGAAGGGCCCAGCAACCCAGACGAUCCAAGAAGUCCUCGGCAAAUCAAUGCCAUACCAGGGUGUGAUUCACCGCGGCACCGAUGCUGUCGUUAGCACAUCUUCGUAUCUAGGAUUCCUUUGGUCGCACGUAGGCGAGAAGCACAUCGACUUGCACGCUUUCGAGACGGCCAUGAGCGAUGACAAGUCUACUCCCCGCCUCCUGAAGGGACUUCCAAGCUACCAGUGGAGCCACGAGACCUCAUACUGGCACGAGUCACGCGCCGCGAAGAAGACCCGCAACCAGAUCCAGCCAUUCAACGAGCUGCUAGGAAGUAUGCUGCCAGACAGCUCAACACAUCGCCUCAGCUGGAGCCAACUGCUUCGAGUCAACGAGCUCGAAAGGUUAUCUGGUCACCAAGUUCAGAGCCAGACCGUCUUCCCCGCCGCUGGCUACGUCUGUACCGCACUAGAAGGGGGUCGUGUCCUGGCCGGCGAUCGCGAGGUGCAAGUCUUCGAGCUCAAUGACUUCGUGAUACACCAAGCCUUGACUUUCAGCUCCGACGCUGGUGUUGAGGUUCUCAUCACCCUCUCGGACAUCCGGCGUCUCGGCGACGACCGCAUCCACGCCAAGUUCACUUACUCCGCCGGUCUGGGAUCCGACGACAUGACUCUAGUAGCUGAGGCAGAACUUCGAAUUGUCCUUGGCUACGGCUUCGAUGGCGAUUUCGGAUCUCUUUCCACCCUGAGAAGGAAGUUGGGCUUGAGUCGUUGCGCUGUCAAGUCCGCGCAUCGCAACACGUUUGGCCCACCAUUGCUGGUUCAUUCAGCCGAAUUCGAUGGAGCCAUCCAGUCGCUGAUCUUGGCAUACAGCUAUCCCGAUGAUGACCAGCUGCUCACCAUACAUCUUCCCACCCGCAUCGGCAAGAUCCGCUUCAACCCAACACUCUGCAGCACUAUGAGCUACCUGUCCGUCGACGCGAAGCUCGGCUCCAACCCCUCUGCUGGCUUCUCAGGCGAAGUCAGCCUGUAUGCGAACAACCACACACGCGCAGCAAUCCAGCUCGAACGCGUCGAGCUCAAGCCACUCGGAGCCACAACUGCAAGCAUGGACCGCAAAGUCUUCUCCAAGUAUCAUUGGGUGAAAGACACUCUCGACGGCGAGGCCGCUGCCUGCGAUACCGUCGUCACAAGAGGACACGCCGACAUCCUCGAAGCUCUGGAGCGAAUCUCGACUUACUACCAAAAGGAGUUCGACGCUCAGGUGCCCAUGGACUCGCCGCGCUGGAGUGACCCGCAGCAUAUGCAUUACUUGGAGUAUGCCCGGUACAUCACGGAUCUGGUAGAGAAGGGCCAGCACAAGAAUGCCAAGUAA